Molecule: messenger RNA, 2455 nt
Organism: Musca domestica (house fly)
Lineage: Eukaryota; Metazoa; Arthropoda; Insecta; Diptera; Muscidae
Product: transcription factor GAGA
Exons: 8
Coding region: 591-2309 (572 amino acids)
Biological process (GO): regulation of transcription by RNA polymerase II
Cellular component (GO): nucleus
Molecular function (GO): protein binding
Source: RefSeq, a predicted model, not a curated record
AGGGAUUUUUUGAAAAACUCAAUUUUUAGUAGAACAUUUUCAUCGUUGGCGAGAAGUUGUGAGCGCAAAAUUUCAAACAAAUAACAUUUUGCUCCCAGAGUGAGAUACAAAUUUUGUGCCUCUGAUGUUUCAGUAUCAGAAAAAAUCGUAGACAUUUAUGUUGGUCUCGUUGCGGGACGGCUCGCAAAGUUGAAUAGAAACUAAAAAUAUCUAAAAAAAAGAAAAAUGUUUUCUUAAAAGAAAAUUGUCAGUGAAAACAAAAACAACAUAAAAGACAAAAGGAAAAAACAAAGUUUUAUCAUAAAGUGAUUGCAGAAACAAAACAAAGAUAAAAAGGACUUUUUUUUUCGUGAAAACCGGUGCAUGGUCUUUCCCACAUCAGCAAAAGGCGGCCACAAGCACCACCACAACGCCCCGUGGCAAAAACCAAACUUGAAAGACAAUCAUCCGCGCUAAACAAACCAGUGCAUAAUUUUGUGUAUUUCGGGUAAUUUAAAUUCACCGCCACCAUUACCCACUAUUACCACCCAAUUCAGCAACAGCAACAGCCCUUGGAGGACGUUUGUGCUGUUGGUGAAUCGGUGGACUCCAUGAUGGCUUUGCCCAUGAAUUCUCUAUAUUCCCUGACAUGGGGUGACUAUGGCACCUCAUUAGUAUCGGCCAUCCAGCUGUUGCGUUGUCACGGCGAUUUGGUCGAUUGUACGCUGGCAGCGGGUGGACGCAGCUUUCCGGCCCAUAAAAUUGUUUUAUGUGCUGCAUCACCGUUUCUGCUGGAUUUGUUAAAGAACACCCCCUGCAAACAUCCGGUCGUUAUGUUGGCCGGUGUCAAUGCCAACGAUUUGGAGGCAUUGCUGGAGUUUGUCUAUCGUGGUGAGGUGAGUGUCGAUCAUGCCCAAUUACCAUCACUGUUGCAGGCAGCACAAUGUUUGAAUAUACAAGGACUGGCGCCACAAACUGUGACCAAAGACGACUAUACGCAUUCGAUACAAUUGCAACAUAUGAUACCCCAACACCACCAUGAACAAGAACAAUUGAUUGCCACCAUUGCCACGGCUCCCCAACAAACGGUACAUGCUCAAGUUGUUGACGACAUACAUCAGGCUGGACAAAUUCUGCAAACGACCACACAAACUCAACAAGGACAACAACAGACCAUUGUGACCACAGAUGCUACCAAGGAUGUUAUACAGCAAUAUUUGCCGGCACGCAAACGUAAACCUCGUGUUAAGAAAAUGUCACCCACUGCUCCGAAAAUCACUAAAGUUGAAGGCAUGGACACGAUUAUCAGCACCCCAACAACAUCUCAUCCCACGGCCACGGUACAGACAACCCAGCAACAACAGGUCCAACAGCAGCAACAACAACAACAGCAGCAGCAACAGAUCGAAAAUGGUAAUGACGGCUCAAUGAUCACCUCGACACCGAUUAUCAAGAGUGAAGUUACCAAAGUGGAAACGAUCGUUAUGGACCCGAACACAAGUGGUGAAAUAAGCAUUUCAACACCUGGCAAAACUGGCAAACGUACCAAGAAUUUGAGUGGAGAGAAACCUCGUUCCCGAUCACAAUCCGAACAACCGGCCACAUGUCCCAUAUGUUACGCUGUCAUUCGUCAAUCGCGCAACUUACGUCGUCACUUGGAGCUGAGACAUUUUGCCAAACCCGGUGUGAAAAAGGAAAAGAAAACUCCCGGUAAGAAAACCGCCAUGGCUGUACCACCCGGUUCAACGAAUGCAUCUGGUACAUCGACAGUGACCACGACAUCGGUUAGCACGGUGCCGCAGGUGCAAUCGGUACAAUCGUUGCACACCCUACAGACGGUGCAAGUUAAGAAGGAUCCUGAUGCACAAAACCAAGGACAGACAAUGACAGUGACCACGACAACAACGGGCAGCAACAACAACAACGGACAACAGCAGAAUCAGCAACAGCAGAACCAGCAACAACAAAACCAACAACAGCAACAACAGGUGCAACAAGUUCAAGUUCAACAGGCUCAACAGAUACAACAGCAUCAUAUAAUCGAUCAAUCGGGCAAUAUAUCCACCACGACGACUACAACAACCACGGGACAACAGCAGCAACAACAACAGCAAGCCCAGCAACAACAACAGCAGCAGCAACAGAAUCAACAACAAGCCCAACAAAUUGUAACACAAACCGAAAAUACCGAUGGCACCACCUCGCUAUCAAUUGCCCAGGUCCAAACCCUGCCCUCGGGCCAUCAAAUUUUGGGCAAUAUCAAUCAGGGCAACAACAAGAACAUUUUGGUAAAGAAGGUUUUCAUUUUAAAAGGCAGUAAUAAUACGUAAUGAUGAUCCAACGAUAUGAUCUGCGGCUCCGACGGUGGUACAGCAGCGGCAAAUCAACAUGCGGCUGCCGCAACAACGGACAACGGAGUCGAGGUCGUAACGGCGGGCCCCACAACGGCAGCGGCAUCAACAGCAUCGUCGGCAGU